Messenger RNA from Paramecium pentaurelia, 1675 nucleotides. The record is from the annotation of a GenBank genome assembly. NCBI's taxonomy places the organism in Eukaryota, Ciliophora, Oligohymenophorea, Peniculida, Parameciidae.
AUGACAUAGUUGCCAAAACUUAUCUAAGAGAACAUAUUAUUUGAAUGCAGAGGUAAAUUAUAAAUAUUUAUGAAGAGUUAAAGUAACAUUAAUCAGAUAAUAUCAUUUUUGAUAAGACCAUGAAAAGUAUAAAAAUAAAUUAAUAUAGAGGUUUCGUUUUAAAAGUUGGUCCUACAAAUUUAUAUACUUAUAACAAUUCUUAAGAAUUAAAUAUAAGGGGUUCUAAUUUAUACAUAUAAAUAUAUGUGAUUGAAAAAUUAAAAUUCAUUCUUGAACUUAUUUCUAAAGAUCAAGUAUAGAUAUUUAUAAUUUAUACAGUCAUAUAAGAUAAUUGUAGGCCCUAAUUUUCAAUAAGCAUACACAAAAAAUAAAAAUGAAGUGAAAAUAUCAAGUGCAUUCAUUUUAACAAAAAAAUGGAUUAUUUUAGGAUUUGAUAUAGAUAGUUUUUUUAAGGUUGGAGAGAUGUAAGUUAAGAUGCUCAGUAUUUAAACUCUAUGUAGAUUGAAAAAGAUUUAUGAAUCUAAUAUAAUGAAUAAAUUAAAGUAAUAAUAAUAAUAUAUAACAAAGUGAUGGUUAAUGUAUUAUUUAGAAGAUUUGUGAAAAAAGAAUUUUGGAAUUAUUACCUAUAAGUAAUAGAGCUUAAUCAGAAAAAUUAGAAAUUAGAAAAAAUUAAAUAACUAAUUAACUUCGAAGACUAUCUGGUGUGUCUAAUUCUUAAGAAAGAAAUAUAUAGAGUUAAUCAGAUAAAAAAUCCUUUUAGCCAAAAUAAAUUAAUAUGAAUUUUUAAGAACAAACUAAACCAACUAAUCAAAAUGUAUUAAAAGUAAAGUCUACAUCAUAUACUUAACAUUAGAGAAAAACUAUUUAAUUAUAAAAUACCAAAAAUCCAUCUAAUAUAAAUAAAAAUUAAUUUUAAACAAAAUAACUUAUAUUAGAAGAUAAUAAUACUAUUAUUAAUUCAAUUCAAGAACAAUAAUAAUAACCAUAAUAAAUAUUAUAAUCUCAAUCUAAUAGAUCAAAAAAGUUACCAUAAAUGGGAGUUACUCUUACUAAGUAAUAUUCUUAAGAAUGUCUAUUGGAGAAGACAAUUAAAUUAGCUACAGGAUUAUAAGUAAUUGAAGAAGUUGCUUCCACUAAACCACCUAUUCAUUAAAAAUCAAAUUCAACUAAAUAAAGCACAUAAAUAUAAUUAUAGAAAAAAGCAGUUUAAAGUUUUCUUAGGCAUAAUCAAGAGUUUUAAAAUGGAAGUAAUUAUACUCAUGAUCCUUUUGAUGAAUAAAAAAUAGAUAAUGAUUAAAAACAUAAACAAUCUUAAAUUAGUUCUGGUAUUAAGGAUUUGUAUUAUGAAUGUGACAAUUCUGAAUAUUAAACAAAAUAUGGUAAAUUUUCCAAUACUUUUACACGACCUUUGGGAUUAUCAUCUUAUAAUCAUAAAUUAGUGUCUCAACAAUCUACUAAUUAGAAUCAAGGAAGUACAAAUGAGUAUUUUUACUUAAGUAGUUAAUAAAUAGAAUAAAAUUAUAGUGUUAAUUAAACUGCAAAUGAAAUUGAAGAAUAAAUAGAAGCACCAGAAAUAAAAAGUAAAAUGACAGAAGAAAGUUUUAUAUCUAUAAAUGGUCUAUAAAUUAAGUAAGAAGAUAGUUAAGAGGAACUUGCAGUCUCAAAGUUUGAAUGA